GAUUGAGUAGUAUACGUCAAAAUCAGUGAAAUGAGCCAAAGUGUCUUUCCGUAUUAAGGGAUGGUGAAACUGAAGAACAAGAAGAAGAAGAAGAAGAAGAAGAAAGUUGAUGCGAAAGAUGUCGGUGGGACUGCGAGGGAGAAUUGAGAUAUACGUAGAGAGUCGGGAAUGAGUGGAUUGGCGGCGCGAGGGUGCUACGGAGCAGUUGACGAUGUAGUAGGUGGAGCAGGGACGAGCUUACAGGGAGGGACUCUGACCGUUCAGAUGCACACGGCGGUGACGGUGCUCAGCAGUGUUCAGUUAGCGGCAAGCCGCCAGAGAGAGCGGCUGUUCUGUUUCUCCUACGUAUCCUGACUCUUCUGCACAUUCUCUCUCUGGUCCCUGUCGGAUGCGUAUCGCGAUAUCCUCUGUGAUAUAUCGUAUUUGAAGUUUGACGAUCAUCGCGUCUUCUUACUCGUUUUUAUUUCUCAAAAUACCACUGCCAUUGGUGUAGGACAAAACAUUGUUUACUUGAGCCUGCUGUAUUUGGAUCUAUUAGUAUCCCACGUGCGCGCCACGGAGAGACGAUGAGUUUCGAGAGUUUCGCGUGCCGCGACGUCAGCGUCGAGACGUCGCUUAUUACUCGAUGCUUAGGCUCUUAAAGGAGGAUAAUAAGAGGAAUAUACUUUGAAAAGUUCUAAAAACUGGGUUAACGGGAUUCCAUUGGGUUGUACAGUACUUGAUAUUAAAUAGGAUCUCCUUUACGCGGUUUGAGUGCGCGUGACAGAGGAUUGUAGUUUUUUAUUUGCAAGACAUGAGGAGUGUCUGAAAUUGCACGUGGGUGACACACCUUGAAGUUGCGUGAAAUUAUUCCAAGACGGAGAGAGCUAAAAGUGAAUACAAGUCAGGAUGAAUUCAAGGGGCAGUAAUGGUCUGAUACUCUUCCUCAGCGUCGUGAUGCUUGUAAUAAGAGGAGAGGCAGCCAGCGACAGCUUCGCCAAGAUGUUCUCCAGUCAACAGAAUCCAGCAGAUCCAUGUUAUGACGAAGACCGUCCACGUAGAUGUAUUCCGGACUUUGUGAAUGCAGCUUUUGGAACCGCUAUUGAAGCCUCCUCUACCUGCGGAACCGGUGGUCCCACGCGGUACUGCGACGUUUCGGAUCUUCCUGGAGGUGGCAUUGGGCAGUGUCACGUAUGCGACGACAGUACUCCUAGAAGAAGGUUCCCUCCGAGUUACCUUACGGAUUUGAACAAUCCUAAUAAUGUCACCUGUUGGCGUAGCGAGCCGUUAGUAUCUUCGCAGAGCUUCUCCGCCCCACCGGAUAACGUUACGCUCACCCUCAGCCUUGGCAAAAAGUACGAACUGACUUACGUUAGUCUGCAGUUUUGUCCUAAGGCAGCGAAACCGGACUCCAUAGCGAUUUACAAGUCCAUGGACUAUGGCAAGACCUGGCAACCCUUCCAGUUUUAUUCAUCCCAGUGCCGUCGUGUCUACGGACGGCCUAACAGGGCCACCAUCACCAAGGCUAACGAGCAGGAAGCACGUUGCACGGACAGCCAUCGUUACACAGGCGGCGACGGUCUCGGUCCCGUCGGUAGAAUCGCAUUCAGUACCCUGGAGGGUCGACCCUCUGCACCGGACUUCGACAAUUCGCCAGUCCUCCAGGAUUGGGUCACAGCCACGGAUAUUAAAGUGGUCUUCAAUAGACUGUACAUGCCCCAGCAAUCUCAGGACGGUGUGCAAGAAGAGAAUAUGGGUCUGGAGGAGAGUACAAAGCGCGAACGGGAGCGCGAAGAGAGACUAAAGAGUCAGAAAAUCAACCUCAUCGGAGAACAUCUAACAGGAGCCGCAACAGCUUUGCCAUCCGUUCACCAGGUUAUAGCACCCCAAGAGAUGCAGUCAAACGACGCUCUCGACAUUCAGGAGAUGAGCUUCGUCACUACCACUACCAGUACCACCCUCGCCCAUCAUUACGCCGUCUCAGACUUCGCCGUCGGCGGCAGAUGCAAGUGCAACGGACACGCAGCCAGGUGCCUUCCUGGCAAGGAUGGCGAAGUCAUCUGUGAGUGCAGACACAAUACCGCCGGCAGGGAUUGCGAGAGAUGCAGGCCCUUCCAUUUCGACAGACCCUGGGCCAGGGCGACAGCGAGGGAUGCCAACGAGUGCAAGGUGUGCAACUGCAACCUGCACGCGAGACGCUGCAGAUUCAACAUGGAGCUGUACAAGCUCUCGGGACGCGUCAGCGGAGGCGUCUGUCUGCAGUGCCGUCAUUUUACAGCAGGACGUCACUGUCACUAUUGCCGCGAAGGAUAUUACAGAGAUCCCGCAAGACCCAUCACGCAUCGUAAAGCCUGCAAACCGUGUGACUGCCAUCCUAUCGGUGCAUCCGGGAAGACUUGCAACCAGAGCACAGGACAGUGUCCCUGCAAGGACGGCGUCACGGGUACUACCUGUAACAGAUGCGCACGAGGAUACCAGCAGAGCAGAUCUCACAUUGCACCCUGCAUCAAGAUUCCAAAGGUCGUGCAAACUCAGGGAACUGCCGGCGAGGACAGCGGGGAGCACGACGAGGAGGACGAGGAGCGUUACGACGGCAGAGCUGAUCAGUGCGGAAAGUGUCGAGCCAGUACGCGACGUCUCAACCUGAACAAGUACUGCAAGCGGGACUAUGCUAUCCUCGUGAGAGUCGCGGAGAGGCACAAGAAGACCGAAGGCGGUGCACAACCUGGUAGCAAUGUGCCAGGUACCACCUGGAUUCGAUUCAGCCUGUACGUCGAGUCCGUUUAUAAAAGGUCCCAGGAUUCAAGGCUUCGUCGGGGACCUAUGACCCUGUACGUGCACUCGGCUGAUCUCGCCUGCAGAUGCCCCAAGAUCAAGCCCAACAAGUCGUACCUGAUUCUUGGGCAGGAGAGCGACGGCGGUGGCCAGAGUGGCAUCACUGUCACUCAAAGAUCAAUCGUCAUCGAAUGGCGCGAAGAGUGGCAUCGCAGGAUGCGUCGCUUUCAUCGGAGAGCAAGAUCCUGUCAUUGAAUGGACAGCGGGAACUCAAUCGAUGGAGGGACGGACUCGGAUAGCCGGCAGCCAUUGGCCGUCUAGAUCUUUUUUUUUUUUAAUUUUUCAUUUUAUUCGCCACGGGCUCGCGCGCCGUACCUCACUUGGCCACGUGUGGAGGCACGUGAGAUGAAAGAAGAAAGAAAAAUUAGAAAAUUUUCGUAUCUUUGAAUCUCUAUCGUUUUUGUUAUCUUUUCUUACCUUUUUUUUUUACUUCAUUUUUCUUCUUUCUUUUUCGAAUGUUUCUGCGCUUUAUCUAAUUAUAUUUUCGGUCAAAGUGUCUUUGGAGAAUUUGAGAAAGAAAAGUUUCAAGAUAUUUCAGAACGAUAGAGAUAAAGAUAUAAAAAUAAAGAGAGAGAGAGAGAGAGAGAGAGAGAGAGAGAGAGAAAUAAUUUUAUUUAGAUUUUUUAUGGCUAAGCCGAAGAACAGCAAAUUGCGAUUAAUUGCCCAACCCUGCUUGUCUAGGCAUCGUAUGGGAAACCGCGAACCUUUAUCGGUCCUAUGUGGCCUGACGUGACGUACGACGCAGGCGCCGCGGCGCUAUGCGUUACAACCGACUACGACUGUAAAUGGCACAAAGCUUCCUCUUAUUUAUUUAUUCCUCCUCAAUCACUCGCGAGCGUCACGACGAGCGUCACCCGUUAACACGAUACCCGUUCGUCUACUAUAAAUAUGCGUUCGUUAAUGUAGAUUUUCUUGUACAUUUUCUAUAUAAAUUAUAAAAGAUUUUUCUAGAUUUUAACGUAUGUAGGAUAUAGAGGCUAUAAGUCAUUGCGCAUCGGCGCGUUAUAACAUUGCUGGAGAGAAUGCGUAUUCUUUUCGAUGAAUUAUAUAAUAUAACGAUUAUGAAUGAUCAGGACGAUCGUUCGAUCUUCUUUAAGUUCUGUUAGAUACACAUUUAAAACAUUGUAUUCCUUUUUUCUUAUUGUCUCUAUUGAAAUUUACUUGAUUCACUUUGUACUCCUUGUUCCUAUUCUUCUUUGCCAAGAUGAUAGAAACGCGGAUCUUGUACAGAUAUAAACAGUAUUAAGAGAUUAAGACAUAAAAUAUAACAGGCUGAUCAUGCAUUAUUAUAUCUUAAACAGUCUUUUGUGAACGAUCGUCCUGUCAGGAUAUCCCGGAAUUGAACGAAAGAAAGAAUUAAUUGUUAACCGGACAUCAAGUAAGCAGAGUUAAUUCGGAUGAUAGGCAAUCGAGAAUCUUCCCCAAGUUAUAGAGCUAAAAUUGACUUAUUUACUCGCUUACUCGCGCGUUAGGAUGUGACAAUGCGUAUUAAAAAAACAAAACGAAUGAAAAAAAGAGAAAGAGUGCAUGCGAUAGUGCAGGAGUAUCGAAUAUCCCUUGGGAUAAAGGAAUUCGGUGUACUUCGGCAAGCAUCGACAGUAAUCGGAUUCACCAGACGCGUGCAUUAAACGCAAGUAAAAGUUUGAACGCAGGUGUAAGCGAAACCGUGAAUUGCACAGUGAAAUAACGAAGCGUGCCGAAGCAUGCCGAACUUUGCCGAGUGCCAUGGGCAGCCUAUAACUGUAUGUAUAGAAUGUAUUUAAUUAAGUUAGCGCUAUAUUAAGAACACAGAGGUUAUUACCAUCUAUUGGCGAUUAGCGUAAUGGGGGACGGUUAUACCUAUACGUUUACCGUGCGUAUUCCGUCUGCGCCGCGACGUCUCGCGUCGCGGUAUACGAACACAAUGCAUCCGUAAUUUAUGAUUCGUUUCGUCGUUCGUUUUACAAUCUUUUGGAGCGACGAUUAUAUCCCUUGUCUUGUCGGUAGCUGGAUGGAUUCCUUUGUUUACUUAUUUUUUAUUGUCAAUUUGUAUCCUCCGUCGGGACGCUGCUUUAUUAUCCGUAUGCGUCUACUAUGCCAAGAAACCUCUUGCUGCUCCUGCCGCUACUGCCGCUACCGACGGCGACGCUACUACUGCUGCGCCCGUUGAUAAACGAAAAUUUACCGACGACCGUCUAAUUGUUGUCGCUCGUUAAUUAUUGUAUGUAGGAUGUACGCGACGUCACGAUGAGUGUGCUAUUUAUACCUCCAGAUCAUAGUUGAACUAAUCGAUUGCUAUUGUAUUACGAUUAUAAUUAGCUCGAUUAAAUUAUUAAGUGUACCGUUCUGUAUUGUGGCGUAAUAAAUGUGAUUAGAUAUA
Messenger RNA from Cephus cinctus (wheat stem sawfly), 5173 nucleotides. Its product is annotated as netrin-1. Bases 889 to 3009 code for a protein of 706 amino acids. The transcript is spliced from 7 exons. Lineage: Eukaryota; Metazoa; Arthropoda; Insecta; Hymenoptera; Cephidae. The record is from RefSeq and is a predicted model, not a curated record. Gene Ontology annotation, molecular function: protein binding.